This is a messenger RNA of Anguilla anguilla (European eel), 4058 nucleotides long. RefSeq names its product KAT8 regulatory NSL complex subunit 1-like. Gene Ontology annotation, cellular component: NSL complex. Gene Ontology annotation, molecular function: histone acetyltransferase binding. NCBI's taxonomy places the organism in Eukaryota, Metazoa, Chordata, Actinopteri, Anguilliformes, Anguillidae. The transcript is spliced from 15 exons. Bases 633 to 4004 code for a protein of 1123 amino acids. The record is from RefSeq and is a predicted model, not a curated record.
AGUGGUUCUGGCACCAACACGUACGUCCUCGAUGUACCAGCCCUUCACUCUAGCGGCGAACAGGAGGAAUGUCUCCCGCCGCGACUCUACUAUCCGAUUCUGUGUUUGUCAGACUCGAAAUCCGAGGGAGAGGAGCGAGCCGCCAUUUUCCGAGCGUCGCUCUCCCAGAACAACAAAAAAUAUUCAAGAUAAACGUGGUAGAUAUUGCCAGAUUUGAUCAAGAAAGAGUCUGGAAUAAAGCAACGCGGAAAACAAUUGAUAUUGAAAAACAGUCGGACCGGAAAGGAUCCAGUUUUUCGUUCUACAAUAUUAACUACCUAGCGAAGUCUGUUUCUUACUGGUUGUUGUUUCGCCCAUUUCGUGAUUACGAGAUAAGAGCGACACGGGAUAGCACACCGCGGAGCCCAUUAGAAACGGGUUCGACUAGAAAGGAAGGGAUUGUCCGCAUUACGCUGUUAUCCUUGUUAUUAUUUUUUUCUUUUUUAUUUUCCUGCGAACUGCGGGGAAUUGUUGCUGAAAUUCCCCGGGACUCUGCCUCAUCACGUGGCUGUCGUCUGGCGGGGCCGUAGGUGGCUGGCGUGGAGCUGGCCUCGGCACCGGGAGAGGCCGCCGCGCCCGCCCCUCCGCGCUGCAUGGCUGCGAUGGCGCCCGCUCUGACCGACGCGCCGGCCGAAGCUCACCACAUCCGCUUCAAACUGGCCCCCCCGUCCUCCACCCUCUCCCCGGGCAGCGGCGAGAACAACAGCAACGCCAGCAACAUCCUCAUCUCCAGCAACGGCGCCGUCAAGCGCAAGGCCCUGGCCGCCGCCGCCGCCGCCGCCGGCGAGGAGGCGCGCUCGCUGGACUUCCGGGACGGCGGGCGGGAGGAGCCGCAGCCCGCCGAGGCGCCGCCGCCGCCGCCCACCCCGCUGGGGAAGCUGCAGCCGCUGGUGGCCUCGUACCUGUGCUCGGACGUCACCUCCGUGCCCUCCACUAAGGAGUCCCUCAAGCUGCAGGGCGUCCUCAUCAAGCAGUCGGUCCUCAAGACCCACGGCAUCCUGCCCGGCUCCUACUUCGGCGCCUCGGACUACCUGCCCAGGAAGCGGCAGACCCUGGAGCUCUCCGGGGAGCAGCUGAAGAGCCUGAUGAGCGCGGGCGGGCAGCCGCCCGUGGCCAACGGCCUGGCCAAAAAGCUGGCCAAGACGGGCGCCGACAGGGACCACGCGGCCCUGGUCAACGGAGGCAGGCCUCCUGCCGGCCAGGACUCGGCGGCCCAGGCGCCGCCGCCGCCCCCGGAGGCCCGCCCCUCCGUCUCCAAAGGGGACCCGGCCGGCCAGUUGGCGCCGCCGCCGCCGCGGGAAACGGCGGGGACGUCCCGCGCCGCGGCCAACGGCUCGGAGCCCGCCGCGUACGCCGCCUUCGCCGCGCCGCCCGGAGGGCGUACGGACCCGGGGCCCCGGACCCCCGGCGGGAGGGCCGAGGGGCCCUCGGCGGACGGGGGGGAGGAGGAGGAGGAGGAGGGCGGUGGGGACGGGGACGGGGGGCUCGCCUCCCCGGCCCGCGACCUCCGGCUCCUCUCCCCCUCUGGCGGCCUGGACUCGGAGGUGAGGGACCGCACGGCGCUGAGCCACAGCCGGCAGGGCGAGAUCGAGGGCCGGCUGCGGCGGCUGCGCAAGAGGCUGCAGGUGGUGCAGGCCAAGCAGGUGGAGCGGCACGUGCAGCAGCAGCUGGGCGGCUUCCUGCAGACCACCUUCAGCAAGCUGCCCAGCCUGGACGCCCUGCGCCUGCGCAGCCCCGCCGUGCUCACGCGCAAGGCCGAGGCGGCCCUGUGGCGCGCCGCCAGCGACCCCGGCGCCGAGGACGGCCUGGGCCGCUUCCUGAAGGGCGGCUCGGUGCCCGGCGAGCUGGAGCGCCUCUCGCUGAGCGGCACGGCCAGCCUGCGCGCCGCCGAGGGCGCCUUCGACUCGGACGCCACCGAGAGCAGCUCCGGCGGCGAGACCGACGUGGAGGAGGAGGAGCUCACCAGGGUGGACAUCGAGCAGCGCCACAUCUCGCUAUGGAGGAGAGCGGAGGGCCGCUACGCCCUGGAAAGGGCCUCCAUCGUCAGCCACUGGAACUGGCUCCAGGCCCACAUCUCAGACCUGGAGUACCGCAUCCGGCAGCAGACCGACAUCUACCGCCAGAUCCGCACCAACAAGGGUUCCUUAGAGCUGGGGGACUCGGCCCCGUGCGAAGCGCCGGCGGAGGAGGCGCCGGAGGUGAAGACGGAGGGCGCGGCCUGCCAGGGGACGCAGGACGGCGGUUCCGAGGGGGCGGAGCGCGCCGCGUCGCCCCGCAGCCCCGGCGCCGAGGCGGGACUCUGGAAGGCCAGCGGCCCCGGCCGGCCCGUCAACGGGAUGAUCAGCAGCCUCCGCCCCGGCCCGCCCGACCGCGCCUCGUCCCAGAGCCCCGACCCGGGGGAGCAGGCGGGGCAAAAAAAGCAGCGCCUGGCCCAGCCCCUCCCCUCGCCCCCCUCCGACGGCACCUGCGUGGCCGCCCGCACGCGCCCCGUCCUCGGCUGCAGGAAGCGGAGGCUCGUCCGGCCCGCCGCCGUCGCCAGCCUCGGCCGCAAGGUCCAGAGGAUCCCGGGGCCCCGCUGCGGCUGCGACGUCAACCCCCAGUGCGCCACGUGCGCCGGCCGACCCCCCGCCCCCGGCGCCGAGCCCCCGUACGAGCAGCCCCUCCUGGAGCGGCUGUCCCAGCUGGACCCCAGCGUGCACCCCAUCCUCUCCUUCCCCGACGACGUGUCCAUGGGCCUGCACUUCCAGCGGGUGAUGAAGUCGCACUGGCACGGCAAGCCCCCGGAGAAGACCAAGCCCCUGAAGAAGCUGUCGCUCAAGCACAAGCUGUCGCUCGGCGGCCGCCCGCACGACCCCUGCUCCCCGUCCUCCUCCAAAGACAAACACAAGCUCGCCAACUCGCUCCUCCCCGGGCUCAGACUCUCGCACCACAAGAUGAGGCCGGAGAAGCUGCACCGGGGGCACCUGGAGGGCCGCUCGCUCUGCAAGGGCGAGCAGCGGGGCCAGGGCCUCCCCCCGGGGGCCUACGACAGGGGCCACGGCCGCAAGAGGCCCCGCGAGCACUACCCGGAGAGGACGGACGCCAACCCCAAGCUGUGCGUGGACGCGGGCGGCCCCUGCUCGCCGCUGACGGGCCUGCACACGCCCUCCCACAGCCCCCUGGUGAGGCAGCUCUCCACCUCCUCCGAGGGCUCCACGCCCGUGGGGCCCGGCAGCCAGAGCGCCACCAGCACGCCGCCCAUACGGAGGCGAAGAGGAGAGAGCUCCUUCGACAUCAACAACAUCGUCAUCCCCAUGUCGGUGGCCGCCACCACCCGCGUCGAGAAGCUGCAGUACAAAGAGAUCCUGACGCCGAGUUGGCGGGAAGUGGACAUUUUUGCGAAGCCGAUUGCCGAGGAGGAUGAAAAUGUUGAGAUCGAGGAUCUGACGGACACCGCCUUCACUCAGCUGCACUUGCCGUGCGAGGAGCAGGAGCGCUCGCGGUGGACCUGGAUGGCCAGCGCUCCCGCCAAGAGGAGGGGCAGCAGGUCGUACAAGUCCCUGGACGGGCGCACGACGCCCCUGCUGGGCGGCACCACCCCGUCCACGCCCCAGCCGGCGUCGCCGGACGCGCCGCACUUCCACGCGCUGCAGGACUACGGCCCCGUGCCCUCGCCUCGGAGCCCCGCCAGCCCCGACCUGCCCCCCGCCACCCCCCGGGCCUGCAGCGAGGACACGCGCUGCUCCACGCCCGACUUCACCGCCGAGGAGCUGGUUCCCCAGACGGUGCAGCCGUGGGAGCGCAGGGACUUCCCGCUGGAGGAGGACCCCGCCCUGGAGCCCGCCGCGGAGCAGGGCGGCCCCGAGGGGGAGGGGCCGGGCCGGGGCGCCCGCCGCGCCUCCGGGAGCAGGGCUGCCCCCGGCUGCAGGACCGAGUCGGAGAGCGGGCCCGCCUCGCCGCUCCCCCCCGCCAGCGCCCAGCAAUGAGCAGCGCAGGAGGAGAGGACACUUACCCCCCAAACCCCUACCCUCCCCCCCCCC